This is a messenger RNA of Pecten maximus, 2314 nucleotides long. Its product is annotated as putative ferric-chelate reductase 1. Gene Ontology annotation, biological process: regulation of glutamate receptor signaling pathway. The transcript has 6 exons. Bases 131 to 844 code for a protein of 237 amino acids. The record is from RefSeq and is a predicted model, not a curated record. Lineage: Eukaryota; Metazoa; Mollusca; Bivalvia; Pectinida; Pectinidae.
GGAAGCAGGAAUUUGGAGGAAGCAGAAUCUUGUGACUGAUGUGAAUCAACAGUGUUCGAAUCAUCCGGGUUUAAUUCCUUAGAAAAAAGAAAGGAAAAAUCUGGACCGAACGAAACCUUAGACUCAUCUGAUGUAUUCGAUGUAUGCCUGUUCGUCACAAAUGUCGUGGACAAAAUUAGUUUGUAUCCUUAUCGCUGGUGUGUACAUCCAGCUAACUGACGGGGUAAUCCCACCAGACCCCGGAUGUGGAAGCACUAAGGUGUGUUGGCCCUCGGAAUGUCCCGUUGGCGGAUGUGUUGGAUUCCUGGUUAGUUGGUGGAACACCGAUUUGGAUUAUCUGCGCUUCCAGAUGAAAGUUGAGUUUGUCACUCAAGGCGACCACUAUAUCGCAUUAGGUUUCUCCGGCAACAAUCGGAUGCCGGACAGCAGUAUUGUCAUGUGUCUAAGUGAUGCAAAUGUCCAGCUAGGCUAUACCUCGGGUCGAACAUACGUCCCAGGAACGGACUUGUAUGGAAUUCGGAACACAUCAGUUGUCAUUGAGAAUAACAUCACCACAUGCACCUUUGAUCGAAUCAAGAACCCAGUCCGGAACGCAGCUCAACUAAGAUAUCUAAGCAACCCGUUCUUCCUCCUUCGGGCUUGGGGACUAGCCACAAAUGGAGUACCAACCUACCACGGUACCACACGAGGAGUGUCUCCUAAUGAGUACUCGUAUCCUACCUCAACGGCCGCAGGACACACUACUGCAACUCCAGAAACUACAACAGCCGCAGGACACACCGUACUUCCAUUAACUACAACCCUCGGCGCAAGUCUCAUGGUUGCCAGUCUAUUCUACAUAUAGGAACGACAGUGAAUCAGAGGGUCGCAAGACUGAAAAUCUAUCAAUCUACGGAUUAUUAACCAUUCAUUAUAUUAAAACAUAUUUGUUAAAAUAAGAAAACAUUAAUUUUUAUGUCACACUACAAUAGGUCUAAUUAGGUAAGUCUUUUGCAGUGUUAUUUGUCUCCUGAUAAGUCCAAACUGACAGUACGUAAUGUAAAUGAAUAACGUUAAUCAAAUAACAAAAUAGAUAGCAAUAUAGAGCUUAUAGAUGGAGAUUUUCGCUAUGGUAACGGAAAGCAUAUUAUAAUCACUAACAUUUGUUGAUUAUGGCAAAUAAUUGAAAACCAUCACUAUCACCGAUUAAGUGUUGUAAAAAUUUAAAAAAAAAUACUAAAAAAUAUGAAAACCGCUAAUACAGAUUAAGAAAGUCCCCCAAAGUCGACAAUAAACAUUUCCUUGGAAUGUCUGACUGUAGAUUAAUUACAUUUUGCAAUUUAAUCAAUGUGUUAUUAACUGGGGCACGUUCAACACGAGGGAUAACUCAAAUAAAACGCGAAGCUUUCAUAGAGUGUUUAGUAACGGAAGGGAAAUAACUCCUACAGUAUAGUCUGUUUCUCUGGUGCUGAACAAAUAAACUUCAAACUGUUUUUAUCGUUACUUCUGUGUUAAAAUUACGGUCAACGAAGUACAUAAGGUAGUAUAAUAUGAUCAAAUAUUUUUUGUAUAUAAUGAUUUGUUUGUUAUAAAUACUUCAUGCCAAUUAACAACAAAAACGUAGAUGUAAAUACAUUUUUCUGGAAAAGGCUAUACCACGAAGGGGGGUAACAGUUUGUGUGAUUUUAUAAAAAUAUAAAUAGCUUUUCUCCACUGGCAUUUAGAAGCUUGAAAAAUUCACUUAGAAUACCUUGAUAUAUGAGCUUUCAUUUAGCAUAUAGACUUUUAUCGACCACAAAUAUUUUCUGGUUAAAAAAAACAAAAACUCAAACGAACAUACCACAGUCGGGUACGGGAUUGGCGAGAAUUACGUUUAACAAAUAAAAUUAUAUCACUUGACCUAAGAAAUGAGAAAAUACCUUAUAAAGCAUAGGUAACUGGUGGCCUCCUUCCUUACUGUGACACUAAGCAUCAAGACUUAUUUCAAAUACUAGUAUACUACCAAUAACAUGUGCUCGGACCAACUGUCAUGGCGAUUUAGACAUUACGGUAACCUCCCUUUUACGCCAUCUAGCGAUAACUGAAGUCCCUAUAAGAAUUGUCAAGUUUGGACGGAAAGGUAUUAUCUAUUAAUAAAUCCACAAAAUGUUGACAUCAGUAUUGAAGUACGGAGAAUUACGUCAGAUAAAUGCAUGAAUGUGUAGAAAGAGAUGUAUCCAUAUGAUAUAUGCAUGCAUUAUAUUGCGUUUCAUUAUGAAGGGAGUCUGAGUUUAUAGUAUCAGAAUUUAUCUUUUGUAUCUAUUUGAUUGUUUUCAUUAAAAUCUUCAUUGUUCUA